AUGUACCUAACACCUUAUAAAAGUAACUUUUUAAUACGAUAUUUAUCCGAAAUGACCAAAAGCAAGCUAGUAGUAUACCAGGAAGCCGUGGCUCAACAGUUAGCUAAAAACGAAAAGCAUUUAGAAUCAUUAAAUCACGAAGGAAGCGUGGUAAAAUUCCCUGUUGACCUCGAAACACUUCCUACACCCGAUGAUGAUUUGAAGGUAUUUUUUUUUGAUAUUGAUAACUGUUUGUACAAGAGGUCUACUAAGAUCCAAGAUUUGAUGCAAGUUUCAAUUCAGAAUUACUUUAAGUUCAGUUUGGCCUUAAAUGACGAGGAGGCCUAUGAGCUAAACCGAACUUACUACAGGCAGUAUGGGCUUGCUAUUAGUGGACUCGUUAAACACCACCAAAUCGACUCGAUGGAAUAUAAUCAGAUGGUCGACGAUGCAUUACCCUUACAGGAUAUACUUCAGCCAGAUCCUGAGUUGCGUAAUAUGUUAUUGAGGCUCCGUAAGGCGGCUAAGGUUGAUAAGUUAUGGCUUUUUACGAACGCGUAUAAAACGCACGGGUUGCGAUGUGUGCGCUUGUUAGGUAUAGCCGACUUGUUUGACGGUAUUACAUACUGUGAUUAUUCGGAGAAAAGUUUAGUGUGUAAGCCAAGUCUGGAAGCAUUCUAUAAGGCCAAAGCUCAGAGUGGCCUUGGGCAAUUCAAGAACGCUUAUUUUGUGGACGACAGUGGGAUCAAUAUCAAAGCCGGCUUGGAAGUAGGGAUGGCAAAAUGUGCUCAUGUAGUUGAAACGGUGGUAGACGAAGACAUGGGCGAAUCCCCAGAAGGCUGUGCAGUCAUUAGUCACAUUACAGACCUUCCUAAGGCUGUACCGGAGCUAUUUUAG
Eremothecium sinecaudum is the source of this 876-nucleotide messenger RNA. RefSeq names its product HGR088Cp. The record is from RefSeq and is a predicted model, not a curated record. Gene Ontology annotation, biological process: nucleotide catabolic process; pyrimidine nucleobase metabolic process. The coding region runs from base 1 to 876 and encodes 291 amino acids. The transcript has a single exon. Gene Ontology annotation, molecular function: nucleotidase activity. NCBI's taxonomy places the organism in Eukaryota, Fungi, Ascomycota, Saccharomycetes, Saccharomycetales, Saccharomycetaceae.